Gordionus sp. m RMFG-2023 is the source of this 928-nucleotide messenger RNA. RefSeq names its product tubulin polymerization-promoting protein family member 2-like. Gene Ontology annotation, molecular function: tubulin binding. Bases 119 to 718 code for a protein of 199 amino acids. Gene Ontology annotation, biological process: microtubule bundle formation; positive regulation of protein polymerization; microtubule polymerization. Lineage: Eukaryota; Metazoa; Nematomorpha; Gordioida; Chordodea; Parachordodidae. The record is from RefSeq and is a predicted model, not a curated record. The transcript has 5 exons. Gene Ontology annotation, cellular component: microtubule.
AAAAAUAAUAACUAAAAUAUAAUUAUUAAUUUAUUUUAAUAAUAUCUCAAAAAAUAUAAAAAAAAUUAUACCUUUUUUGGAAUAAAAUUAUAUAAUAUAUUUAUAAUAUUAUAUCUAUAUGGACAAUAAUAAUAUAACGAUUUGGAUUGAAAAUUUGGAUUUAAUCAAACAAAAUUUUACAAACUUCGCCAAAUUCGGCGAUAUAAAAUCACUGGGAAAGUGUAUGAGUAGCAAAAAUUUCGAUAAAUGGAUGAAAGAGAGCAAAGUAAUUGACGGAAAGAUUAUAAAAUCAACCGACACCGACAUUGCUUUUACGAAAAUUAUAGGAAAAAAACUUAAAGGUACAGGACCUAUCAAAAUGAUAGAUUUCAGUGAUUUAGAGAACGUUUUUCAAGAGAUAGCCAAUCACAUCGUCAAGGAAUUACAAAAAAAGAAAAAGAACAUGACCUUGGAUGAGCAAAUGUCGGAGAAGGAUCAAAUCUUUAAAAAUAUUACCCUGAAAAUAUCUGAAUGCAAAACGCCACAUGUUCAAAAUAGAGAAAUAAUGAAUAGAGACGUGGUAUCGCGAUUAACCGAUUCAUCAAAAUUUACAGGAACUCAUAAAGAGAGAUUCGACGAAGCUGGAAAAGGUAAAGGUUUAGAUGGUAGAAGGGAAAAAUGUUCCAACAAUGGAUAUGUCCAAGGUUCCAAAAUCAAGCAAGAAAUAUUAAAAAGAUGACAACUAUCUUUGAAGGAAAUAUCUUCAAUGAAAAUACAAAGAAUGUUGAAACAUCGCAUAUCUCUUUAUUUAACAAUCUCACGACUAUUUAAUAUAAUAAAAUGUAUAAACAAGUAUAAUAAUCAUUUAAAUAUAUUAAAUUAAUUGAAAUAUUCUAUUAAAUCCUAUUUAAUUUUUAUCAAUGUGUAUAAAUUAUAUAAAAUCGAAAAA